GUACAUGUUGUGGUUUAUACUGAAAUAUUUUCCCGGAAGUUGUGUAUCGUGUGUAGUUUGACACGGGGCACGGACUUACUCCUCUUUGCCACGUUUCACUAAAUGAUGUAAUCCCUCCUACGGGGUUUGACAGCUCGCUGUUGCGGCAACGACACACACUCAACCGGAGGGAGCGAAAGGGCCGGUUGGCUAGACGUUUACCCAUAUCCCCUGUUUGUUCGCCUUAGUUUUACAGCUGUAAAACGGGAUACGAGUCUGAUCUAUCCGUAAAAACAGGUUUCGUGGUUGGUGUUACCCCUGCCUCGGCUGACCAGUUGGCUAAUGUUAGCUGUUUCCUGGUGGAAGCUGCAGCCAUUUUGGAUUUUUGCUGAGGAAACAGCUAACCGGUUGUGGUUUGAGGAGCAGGACAAGCUAGCUCCAUUUUUUUACGAACGAACGCUGUUUAUCGGACAGAAAUAAAGAGACAGUUUACUUGAAGGGAUACACUAUUCAACAGGUCAACAAUGAAUCCCGAAUAUGACUAUUUAUUCAAGCUACUCCUGAUUGGUGACUCUGGUGUUGGAAAGUCCUGUCUUCUUCUCCGAUUUGCAGAUGACACAUACACAGAAAGUUACAUUAGCACUAUUGGUGUGGACUUCAAAAUACGAACCAUAGAAUUAGAUGGAAAGACCAUUAAGCUUCAGAUUUGGGAUACAGCAGGACAGGAGAGGUUUCGUACAAUCACGUCCAGCUACUACAGAGGCGCUCAUGGUAUCAUCGUAGUCUAUGAUGUCACAGACCAGGAGUCCUUCAAUAAUGUCAAACAGUGGCUACAGGAGAUUGAUCGCUACGCCAGUGAAAACGUCAACAAGCUAUUGGUCGGGAACAAGUGUGACCUGACAACAAAGAAAGUGGUGGAUUACACAACAGCAAAGGAGUUCGCAGAUUCUCUGGGAAUCCCAUUUUUGGAAACCAGUGCCAAGAACGCCACAAAUGUGGAGCAGGCCUUCAUGACCAUGGCUGCUGAAAUCAAGAAGAGGAUGGGCCCUGGGGCCACAGCUGGAGGAGGGGAGAAGCCCAACGUGAAGCUGACUCCAGGCACUACUGUCAAGACUCCAUCAGGAGGAUGCUGUUGAGAGAGGAACCACUUUCUUUCACCCCCCACCCCACCCCACCCCACCCCGACAUGAUUCGGUUGUAUGUGAGAACAAGAUGAAGUUGCCUGUAUUUGUACUGUAUAUAAUGUAGCCACACUACCAAAAACAAUAAAUGCAUCGUUGUUGUCAUACUGUCCUGUUAUUGACGACAAAUUCUACCAAUGGGUGAUCAUCUGCCUCGGCCCCAACUCCCCAUCAUCCUCCAUCUCAGACAUCUGAGGCUAUUAUUGGUCAUGUGCAUACAGGUUGAUGAGCGCGGUGUGGGUGUGUGUGUUUCUCUGCAUUCCUGUUGCUAAAUGAUUGAAGGUUUCUGUUUGUAUGGACUUUGUUUCUCUCUUCCUUCAGUGAUCAUUUGCAGUCUUUUACACGUCUGUCUGUUGCGAUUCAAAGGUGGGUUUUUGUUUUUUCAGUUUUCUGAACAACCUCUGCACAACUGUGUCUCCACUGUUGUGCAUCUAUAGUCUAGUGUAACAGUAUAUGUACAUAAACAUUAUGUAUAUAUCUGUAAAAUCUGAUUGGCUGGUUGUGUUUUGUUCCAACCAUUAUUGAAAUAGUCUUGAUUCUUUGUCUCUGCAUUCAAUUUAUGGCUGAAGACAACUGUAAGUUGGUUGCUCAAAAUGUAACACUUAAAUUGAAAAUAAAUAUUGUAUUACCAGACUGUAUGAAACAGGAGGAUGUGUCUGGGAUUUUCAGCGAGAUGUAGAAAACGUGCUUAUUUAUUUAACAGUUUGGCAUAUCUGCUGCCAGACACAGGGUCUGUGUGUAAUCACAAUACUGAGAUACAAUGUUUUCAUAAUAAAGGCAACUGGAUUCAGUUUGAAGCGAA
This is a messenger RNA of Archocentrus centrarchus (flier cichlid), 1962 nucleotides long. RefSeq names its product ras-related protein ORAB-1-like. The record is from RefSeq and is a predicted model, not a curated record. Bases 504 to 1115 code for a protein of 203 amino acids. The transcript is spliced from 6 exons. NCBI's taxonomy places the organism in Eukaryota, Metazoa, Chordata, Actinopteri, Cichliformes, Cichlidae. Gene Ontology annotation, molecular function: GTP binding; GTPase activity.